This is a messenger RNA of Anas platyrhynchos (mallard), 7006 nucleotides long. RefSeq names its product lysophosphatidylglycerol acyltransferase 1 (gene LPGAT1). Gene Ontology annotation, molecular function: acyltransferase activity. Gene Ontology annotation, cellular component: endomembrane system; endoplasmic reticulum. The record is from RefSeq and is a predicted model, not a curated record. Gene Ontology annotation, biological process: phosphatidylinositol acyl-chain remodeling. Lineage: Eukaryota; Metazoa; Chordata; Aves; Anseriformes; Anatidae.
CUCUCCCUCCUCUCCCUCCCCGCGGGGCUGAGCAGCCGUAGCCCGCCGCCUCCGGCUCCAUGAGCGGCCGCCAGCCGCCGGCCGGCACUGCCACUGCCUCUGCCACCGCCACCGCCAGCGGGCCCAGCUCCCCCAGCCCCGCCGCCGCUUCCGCCGCCGCCACCCCCGCCCCGCCGCCCUGCCGGAGGACGGUCCCGCAGUGAAGAGGAUGGCCGUGACUUUCCAGCAGGCCCAGCGGGUGGGCUGUACCUUGCUGAAAGCACUCCUCAGGUUCGCUUUUAUGGUCGCCAAUAACCUGGUUGCUAUUCCGUCCUACGUCUUGUAUUUAAUUGUGCUGCAGCCGCUCCGAGUGCUGGAUAGUAAGCUCUUCUGGUAUAUCGAAGGAGUGUUGUUUAAAUGGCUUUUAGCUAUGGUGGCUUCCUGGGGCUGGUGGGCAGGAUACACAGUAGUGGAAUGGGGUGAUGAUGUUAAAGCAGUAUCGGAAGAUGAAGCCAUGGUGCUGGUGAACCAUCAAGCAACGGGGGAUGUCUGCACUCUGAUGAUGUGCCUUCAGGAUAAAGGCACGGUUGUCCGUCAGAUGAUGUGGCUGAUGGAUCAUAUUUUUAAGUAUACAAACUUUGGCAUUGUGUCUCUAAUCCAUGGAGACUUCUUUAUAAGACAGGGAAAAGCACACCGUGACCAGCAGCUUGUGUUACUCCAGGAGCAUCUAGAAAAAUAUUACAGGAGCCGUAAUCGGAAAUGGAUUGUUUUAUUUCCAGAGGGUGGCUUUCUGAGGAAAAGGAGGGAAACAAGCCAGGCAUUUGCCAAGAAAAACAAUUUGCCAUUUCUUAAACAUGUCACCCUGCCAAGACUUGGGGCAACGCAAGUAAUCCUGAAAACGCUUGUUGCUCCGCAAGAAAACGGAACUCCUGCAGGGAGAGACGCUGUGAUAAAAGAGAGCAAAUCAAAAGGCCUCCAGUGGGUGAUAGAUACAACCAUUGCGUAUCCCAAAGGUGAACCCAUAGACAUCCAAACCUGGAUUCUUGGCUACCGGCAACCAACAGUUACACAUGUACAUUACAGGAUUUUUCCAAUUAAAGAUGUACCUGCAGAGCCUGAAGCUCUUACACACUGGCUAUAUCAACGAUUCAUUGAAAAGGAGGAUCUCCUGACACAUUUCUAUGAAACAGGAGCUUUUCCUCCACUGCAGGGUCAAACGAAAGCUGUGUCUCGGGCGAUGACCCUCAGUAAUCUGUGGCUAGUUGGCAUACAAUCACUUGCAUUUUUGUCAGGCGGUAUGUGGUACUGCAUCCUACAGUAUUUUUAUCAUUGCCUAUUUUAAAAGUCGAAUGGGACCUGAGGACACAGAAUCCAGGCUCUUGCAAAUGAAUAUCAUAUUGUAUGUGCAAAUGUGAAUAUACAAGAGUAAAGGAAAAUACUGGAUGGACUCUUACCUCUCUCUGGGGAAAUUUUAAACUCCACUGAAAGUGAAGAUCAGUAACAUAGUGACCUGAUGAUGUAUUAUUUUAAGAAUUGUCUGUAUUUUUAAAAAGUGUAUACUCUCACCCACACUUAAGCAAAUUCAGCAUUUGGACAAAAGGUGCAAUCGUACAACCACCGUAGAAGAAUGUCUGCGACAAGAAAACUGUCACCGCAAGUAUUUCUUGGCAUUGUAGUUAGAGCUCAGAAAAUUCAGCAACUUGUCUCUUCCGUAGUCUGUACAGCAUUGGUGUGGUAGAGAUUUCCUCAUUUGCACAAACUUGUACUUUAUUGCAGCUCAUUGUGCUGGAGUCUGAGAUACUCUGCGGAGCUGGUGGCGGUAACUUUGAGGCUACCCAGUCAGCAGCUGUUGUAAUAGACACGUUGAUCUAAAACCAGGACCCAAGUAAGGUUCAGCGUCAGGUGUGCUUUGUGAGGAAUCAGCCCUCAAAAAAAGCAUUGCAGCAUCAUAGUGUGAUUAAAAGUUAUCCACGUGUGAUGAAUCAGCCCAUCCCUGCUGUGGUUUUACCAUCAGCUGUCUGAAUUCUGUGUGCUACCAGUAUCUCAUAUUAGGAGGAAACCUGGAGAAUAUUAAAGCCACUUGGUCUGUUUCCCCGUUGUGUUCAGAAUGCAUCCCGUUGACCAUUAUCACUUUUCAAAAUGCACUUUUAAAGGUGAAAAUACAGUGAAGGAAAGACAUACAUCUUAAGGAGUAGGGGAAAGCUUUAUCUGUCAUGCAUUGGAAGCCAGAGCAAUUCUAGGUGUUUCUGACGGUCUGCUGGUGCUGCUGGUGAUUUUUAGCCACCUUUGUAUUUUGUAUACUGCGGUCCCACCAAGGUGACCUUUGAGUGGUUUCUAGAGGCCUUUUUCUCCCCUGCUAGUUGCAACAGCGCUAAAUAUACUUGUGGGAGAGUUUAAAUAAUUCAAUGCCAACCAUCUUAAUGUUUUGCUAAGGAAUAACAGAAGGAAAACUAGUUUCUUAAAAAAAGAAAAAAAAUAGAUAUAAUAGUUGUCAUCAACUUAUAAGAAGAUAUUACUGCAAAAACAAAAGGUACGUGAAAUAUUCUGAGUAACUCCAAGGAGGGCAGUACUAAUUAGCUCACCAGUGUGCUAGAAAACCAUGGUGGAAGAACGAGUUGAAUUUAAAGGCAAACUGGACCAGAAGUUCCAGUCCCAUUUUCAGAUGUGUGAUACAGGGUACUUCUGAAAGGGUGUCUGUGAUGUACGGGCUUACUUCUGGCAGGUCUAGUUAGCAUUGUGUUUAUGUGAUUAUACACAGAUUUGAAAGAGCUGUUCCUAAAAUAAAAUUAAUCUCUCUAAAUACCAGCAGGAUAGCCAGAACUUCAUACUCUAAUUUUACUGAGAACAUAGUAAGCCCUCAGUAGUUUUGGCUCUGAAUUAGCAAUAUUGAUCCCCCUCCUUCUCUCCCUCUCUCCCUCUCUCUCUCUCUCUCUCUCUCUCUCUCUCUCUCUCUCUCUCUCUCUCUCUCCUGCUACGGGAAUCAGUAGGUGGUGUGCAGAAUUUAAAUAAAUACAUAUUUAAAAUUUAAAGUGUUUCCUCUGGGGGUCAGGAAGGGGGAGUGAAGAGUGUACUAAAAUGAGGCAAUGCCGAUUCUCCUGGUUUAAUUGAAAGACACCUUGUCAAAUAUGCAUCUCUAUCUCUCCCCAAAAUAGUUUUAUCCUAGUUGCAAAAAAAUAGGAUGGUUGCAAACUGCUAGAUGACAGUAAGUUUCCCUGAACUGAGAGUCCACUCAUGGACUUAAAGGUACCUCUGUAACUGAGAGACAAAGGACAGUGCUUGCCUACAGCUUAGUAUUUUAUUUAAGACGUCUCUAAAUCCCACCCAUUUACACCCAGUCACACACCUGAAUUCUAGUGUAACAUAAAAUCCACUUAAGAGUGAAGCCCUGAAGAGGGAGGCAGUCUUGGGAGUACACUUUUUUUCCUGUUGCUCCUGCUGAGGUACAGCUGGCAGAAUGAAUGUAUUUAAUCUGCCACUUUCCAGGCAGGUGCUGAGGCAGCCGGUGCCAUUACAGUGUAAGUGGUUAUGUCUGCAGCACGUGGGCAUAAGUAGACUCUCAAAACUGCAAAAUGCAGAUGGUGAGCUAAUCAUUUCUGUCCUCCACCAGGUGGUUUGAUCAGAACCGCAGAGAUGCCCAUGAUACAGCUGGUUUUAUUUUGAGCUAGGACAGACUAGAGUGAUAUAAAAAGGGAAGUUUAUAUAAGCAGAUUGCACAGCAGUAACUUGCAUCAGGAGGUUGUUCUUUGUAGACUCAGUAAACUCCAUGUAAGAUCAUACUGUUUUUUCAAAUGCAGUGUUUUUUUUGUUUGUUUGUUUUGUUUUUUGUUUGUUUGUUUGUUUUUCUUCCAGUGGAUUACAGUCAAUAGUGAGUGUUCACAUGCUGCCUGAAGAAAUUAGUAACGCGCAAUAAUGUUUCAGAUAAUCCUUUGAUUUAUCUGGUCCUGUGCAUUUUCAGUUAGUUCCUUUAUACUUCUUACUAUUGCAAGGCAUCUGUUCGCAAACACUGAUCGUUGUUUUGAUAGGGUGAGGACAUAGUGUUAGGUCCUAGGCUUCUUUUCCUUCCUGCACUGGAAAAUGUGAAGGGAGCCUAAUGUUGUCUCUCUCCGCGGCUGAGUCACUGUAGAUGACAGUGGAAUGAAACUGUUGUUAACAAAAUCCAAAGCACCCUCCCAGCACGAAUUUGGAUGCUACUUCGUGGCAGAGAAGUUGUUCUAGUAAGGGAAAAACAUAAAAUGUAUACAACACCCGAGAGAUUCUGUGCUAAAAAUACCAUGCUGGUGAAGGCUGGAGUGUAGCAGGCUGGUCUGUAGAACAUAAAUUCCUCUUGGUUGCAGUUCGGUUCUGCCUGCGGGCAGUUGGCCGGUGGUGGAGUUGUAGCGAGCAUUUUGCUGCAGCACCCGUGGGUUUCCGCUUCUGAAGAGCUCACGAUGCAUUUUAUAAAAGUGAUGUUAACAAACCGUACAGUUGAUCACAAAAUGGUUAAUUACUGUACCUUUGAAUUUGUAUUAGGAGAAAUAUUAUGGAAGAAUGUAUAAAGUGACAGGAUGAGAAAGGUAAAGAAAAAUAAUUGUUGCGCGCACAAGCGAGAAGAUAGUGAAGUUUAUUGUGAAUAAAGACGUUUCUCUGCUGGGGUUGCACACAACAUUUGUAAGUUUCUAUGUUUAAUUUUUCAUAAACAGUUUAAAAGUGAAACAAUGCAAGUCCUAAUGGUUUAGCUCUUUGAAUCCCGUUAUAUGAAGAAUACCUGCCCCUUCAAAAAGAGCAGUGUUUUUGUUUCAGUGCCCUCUGAGUGUACCUUCCUUACAGAUUCUCUUGUGUUUUGUGUACGGUUCUAGAAAGUAUUUCAACAAUGUCUCUUGCAGGAGGGACUUUUUUUUUUUAAGUUGCUCUCAUCAGAUUUUGAGGAGAAAGAUUGCAAUUUACCUUGCUCACCAGAAAACUAAAAGCUUCCUUCUCCCUCUUACGUGCUCAGCAUCAAAAAUAAGAUGCAUCUUACUGCAUUAAAAAUCCAACGACCACUGUGGUACUGCUCAUUAUUGACUUGAUUUGCAAAUGAUGUAAUUGUUGGGUUUUUCCUGUCUGACAUUGCCAUAAAGUGCUGUUAACUUUUUCACUUGUUUGUACAAGUUAAUACAGAUGUACCGAUCACUGUGUGUGACAGGAUUCAACUGCUCCACUUUGCCUUGUCAUAAAACGUUGGGACCAAAGGUACUUGAAACUGGGAUUUCCAAAUCAUGAGUCUGGGAAUGGUGCGUUCUGUGAUAGUCAGCUGGAGGUUCGGUUGUUGAUCUGAUACAAUCACACGAAGUAAUUAUACAUCUGGGGUACUGUAUUGUUUGGAAAUAAUGGAGCCAUAUGAAAUAAAAGGUUAUUUUGCAAAAUUGCAUAUGUGAUAGCUUUUACACUUUUUUUUAAAGAAAAGACAAUUGGAAGAGCAAAAUUGAAACCAUACUCUGAGUUAAAAAGUCUGCAUACAUUAUGAACAGGUUUGAGCAACUUUAAUUUUUCUGUGUAAAAACUGUAGGCUACUUGGCUGUGACACAAACCAAGUCUUUAAAAGAAUUCUAUGCAUUUUAAAGCUAAAUCUUUUAUCAUUGGAUAAUGAAGUAAUCAUACACUGAGCAACUGUCCUGUUAAAGUGAGUUAGUUCCUUUAAAGUUACUCUACAAUAUUGUUUGUUUUAUAUGAUAACAAUUAGCUUUCUUGAUACCAUUUAUUUUAGCCUCCAAUUUUUGCCUUCCCUCCUGUGUUACUCGCAUUUUGUUCUGUAUGAUAAAAUGGAUGCAGAAGCCUCUAGUGAGUCUCUGUGAUUUUGCAAAGGGAUGGUUGUGUUUGAUUUACUUUACUGAAUUUAUUUCAUUGCAUUUUUUUUACCAAAUCUUUCCAGCAGCCAAGAUGUCUUUCACAAAUGUAGACAGAUACAGAAGAAGCAUUUCUCCACAGAGAUUAUUAGGUGUUUUUUCCCAUUUUUUGUGUGUGGCAAAAUAAAGUUGAUUUUUUUUCACAAUUAUUUCAUGUGCUUCUAAUCCUUAAUAGCGGAGAUGAUUUUGUUUGAGGGUCGUAUUUAUUGUGGUUGUAUCUAAUAGAUGCACAAUCUCUGUUGUGUUUGCCAUCGACACUACAAACAGUAGGGUAACACUUCAGUUCACCAGACAGUGAGAGUUAAUUUAAGUGAUAUUGUUGCUUGUAGAGCUCUCAGGAAGGAUACAGAGAAAUCUUUCUAUGCCAGAAGUGGUUUAAGGGGAGGAGUGGAGCAGUAGGGCAGAAGCAGCUUCUGUGGUGCUUGCCUGCUCGAGCACCUGCUGGAAACUUCUCUGGCACCGAGACCGCAGAGUUUCUGUGCAGGGCACUGCGUGGCAAUGAUUCCCCUUGAAGUCUGUGAGAGUUCAGGCGGCACCAAGAGCAGGACCUGGGCCCCCAGUGUCCCUGGACUGCUGCCGUCCAAGAAAGAAACGAAUCCAACCUUUUUGUGAGCAAGGCUGUAAUGGUUUUGUAGAUGCAUCUAUUUUUUAUCAGAGCAGUCUGCUUUUAAACAAGUUCAGCCAGGCAAAGCAAUACAGAGCGGGACAGCACCCCUCCUCCUGUGGCCUGGGCCAGCUCGCUAAGGAUAGCUCUCAGAGUACCAAGAAAAGGAGCUCCUCGGAGCACAGGGAGGCAUCUCGCGAAACUGCGCAGUGGUUGUAGUUAUGUCUACCUCUUUGUUUCCCUUCUGGGUUUCGUCCUGUUUUCCUGUGUGGUGUUUUUUGUGAGGGGUGGGGGGGGAUCGGGGAGGGAAAAUUUGAAAUCUAAAUAUAAGGCACUGGUGGGAGAUCCACUGCUUACCAGCUGUGUUGUCAUAUUGAAAAAGCCAUUGUUUUUAAUUCCUGCCUAGUAUGAAAUGUUUUAAAAAUCUUUCCUGCUGGAAAGAAAAAUGUAUUUUUAAAAAACAGAAAAAAUCCUUCUUUUGGCUAUGAGAAUGUCAGCUGUAUGAGUUGUGACCAUAUCAUGACAUGCUGAUCAGAUAUAAAUAAAUUUUUAUCUCUCAGGA